This is a messenger RNA of Diversispora eburnea, 234 nucleotides long. NCBI's taxonomy places the organism in Eukaryota, Fungi, Glomeromycota, Glomeromycetes, Diversisporales, Diversisporaceae. The record is from the annotation of a GenBank genome assembly.
AUGGCAGAUGGUAUGAAUACAAGAGAUGGUAUGGGACCAUCACAUGGUCCUGCAUUUAAAAUAUAUCGGAGAGCAAAAUUUCUUAUGGAUCCAAUCCUUCACCUACAAUCAAAUGAAGUGCAGAGUGAAUUUUUUAAAAAACAGGUCAAAGGAUCCAACCUUGAUGAUUCAGAAAAAAAUUACCUUUAUAACUUAAUCGAUAAAGAGCUUGAUAACAAAAAUGUUUUAGAAAAU